This is a messenger RNA of Tachysurus vachellii, 1063 nucleotides long. RefSeq names its product deleted in primary ciliary dyskinesia homolog (mouse) (gene dpcd). The record is from RefSeq and is a predicted model, not a curated record. Bases 56 to 658 code for a protein of 200 amino acids. Lineage: Eukaryota; Metazoa; Chordata; Actinopteri; Siluriformes; Bagridae. The transcript has 6 exons.
GUUUCUAUGGAAACUGUGCGCGUGGCUCUGCUGUUCAGUGUUUUUUUUAAUCAACAUGGCUGUUCAGUGCUGGUUAGAUCUUCUGAAGGCUGCUAAGAAAACGGCGUUGAUCUCAGAUGGAAAAAGGAAAGUGCACUACUUGUUUACGGAUGGUACCGAGAUGGCUGAAGAAUAUGACCUGAAGACAGACGAGCUUCUUUCACGUAGGAUGCGCUCUAAGACCACACUUGGAGGACAAGGAGCAUGGCAAGUUGAAAUAGGUGAUGCAGUCCCGAGCCUGACAGAGACAGGAGAUAUAAAAGAAAACAGCUCAAAUCCAGUGUUUCUGCGCAAGGACACCAAGACCAGUUUCCAGUGGAGGGUUCGUAACAUCCCGUACCUCAUAGACACUUACAAGGUCACAGUAGAACCUCUGGAACGUUGCUGUAUUAUCCGGACCACGAACAAAAAGUAUUAUAAGAAGUUCAAUAUUCCAGAUCUUGACCGUUGCCAGCUGCCUCUAGAGAUCUCAGCAUUGACCUUCACCCAUGCCAACAACACUUUAAUCAUCAGUUAUAAGAAGCCCAAAGAGAUUUUAGCCCUGGAACAGGAGCUGAUGAGGGAACUGAAGAAACUGAAGGGGACAAAUGAAGGAGACGUGGACUGUAAAACUCAGUGAACUGGUGUGGACUCUCUGUAGCAUUAUGUAGAUCUGUAUCUAGCUUUUUUUGCUUUUUUUUUUUUUUUUUUUUGCACAAAGCAUAAAAUCACCUGGUUGUAAUAGAUGUUUAGUUUAUUUCUUGUUUAUUUUGAAGUGUAUGUGUAUUUCUUCAAUAAAAUACAGGAUGUAUAGAAAUGGAAGUUCUUUAUACCAUGUUUUGAAUAAUGUUACUCCUCCAUCAUAGCUGCCACGAUAUAAAUCUGUGUAUGGCGAUGUCACUGAGGUCACGUUAGCUAAAUUUAUUUCAAACACAAGGACUAGAAGAAUGGCCAUUGUAGGAUUCUUGUAGAAAAAUGUAUUGUUGAAAUUAUCUUUAUUGGCAUUUAUGAAUUAUUUUAUAAAAAUAAAAUAUUUUUGUUUAUC